AUGGACCCUUCAGUCCCCCUCGUCGUGGACAAUGGUACUGGUUUCGUAAAAUGUGGUUAUGCAGGAUCCAACUUUCCAGAAUUUGUGUUCCCCUCAGUCGUCGGUCGACCCAUCCUUCGAGCGGAAGAACGACUCGGCACAUCUCAAAUCAAAGAUAUAAUGGUUGGUGAUGAAGCGUCCGAAUUUAGAAGUUUCUUGCAAGUCAGUCAACCGAUGGAACAUGGUAUAGUGAAGAACUGGGAGGAUAUGGGUCAUUUAUGGGAUUACACUUUCCAAGAGAAGCUUCAGAUCGAUCCUAGAGGUAGGAAGGUACUGUUGACUGAACCUCCAAUGAACCCUAAAGUGAAUAGACAUAAGAUGGCAGAGGUGAUGUUUGAACAGUAUGGAUUUGGAGGGAUUUACGUGGCUAUUCAGGCGGUAUUGACGUUGUAUGCUCAGGGUCUCCAAACAGGAGUAGUCGUCGAUUCAGGAGACGGUGUCACCCACAUCGUACCAGUAUACGAUGGAUUCGCCCUUCCCCACUUGACCAGAAGACUAGACGUGGCAGGAAGAGAUGUUACCAGGUACUUGAUCAAAUUAUUGUUGAUGAGAGGAUACGCAUUUGAGAGAACAGCGGAUUUCGAAACUGUUAGAGGAAUCAAGGAGGCUUUGUGCUUUACGAGUUACGAUUUGGAGAGUGAUAAGAAAUUGGGGGAGGAGACGACAGUCUUGGUGGAGAAUUAUACGCUCCCAGACGGUCGAGUCAUCAAAGUCGGUUCGGAAAGAUACGAAGCUCCCGAAUGCAUGUUCCAACCUCAUCUGGUCGAUGUCGAACAACCUGGUGUAGCAGAACUCCUUUUCCAGACUAUCCAGCAAGCUGCGGUGGAUACUCGAUCAGAAUUGUAUAAGCACAUCGUACUUUCUGGUGGAUCUUCGAUGUACCCCGGUUUCCCAUCAAGAUUGGAGAAAGAGAUGAAACAAUUGUACCUUACCAGGGUGUUGGGUGGUGAUGCUUCUAGAUUAUCUAACUUCAAGAUCCGAAUCGAAGACCCCCCAAGAAGAAAACACAUGGUGUUCUUAGGUGGAGCCGUGUUGGCUGAUAUCAUGAAAGACAAAGAGGCGUUCUGGGUGACGAAAGAGGAAUGGGAUGAGCAAGGUGUCAGAGCUUUGGAUAAGUUAGGAAGAGGUGAUUAA
This is a messenger RNA of Kwoniella botswanensis, 1173 nucleotides long. RefSeq lists its product as uncharacterized. Gene Ontology annotation, cellular component: Arp2/3 protein complex; actin cortical patch. Bases 1 to 1173 code for a protein of 390 amino acids. Lineage: Eukaryota; Fungi; Basidiomycota; Tremellomycetes; Tremellales; Cryptococcaceae. The record is from RefSeq and is a predicted model, not a curated record. Gene Ontology annotation, biological process: Arp2/3 complex-mediated actin nucleation. Gene Ontology annotation, molecular function: actin filament binding. The transcript is spliced from 7 exons.